Messenger RNA from Morchella importuna, 645 nucleotides. RefSeq lists its product as uncharacterized. Bases 1 to 645 code for a protein of 214 amino acids. Gene Ontology annotation, biological process: endoplasmic reticulum to Golgi vesicle-mediated transport; intracellular protein transport; Golgi organization. Gene Ontology annotation, cellular component: endoplasmic reticulum-Golgi intermediate compartment; Golgi apparatus; COPII-coated ER to Golgi transport vesicle. The transcript is spliced from 4 exons. Lineage: Eukaryota; Fungi; Ascomycota; Pezizomycetes; Pezizales; Morchellaceae. The record is from RefSeq and is a predicted model, not a curated record.
AUGCGAUUGUUGCCGUUUUCGGGAGGCUUCAUUUUGGCCUCCAUUACCUUACUUGUCUCCCAGGUCGCGGCCACCGCCCUAACAUACAAGCUCGCACCUAAUGAAAAGCAAUGCUUCUACACGUUCGCCGACAAAAAGUAUUCAAAAGUUGCCUUUUAUUUUGCAGUCCAAUCUGGUGGCUCUUUCGAUGUUGAUUACAAGGUGACCGGGCCUAACGAGAAGGUUAUUCUCGAGGGAGCAAAAGAAAGACAAGGAGACUUUGUUUUCACAGUAAAUGAAAUUGGAGAUUACAGCUUUUGUUUCUCAAAUGACAUGUCCACUUUUGCUGAGAAGAUGGUCGAUUUUGAAAUUGCUGUGGAGAACGAAGCUCGUGCCGAACUUCCAUCGAAACAGGGAACAUCACCUGAACAUCUUUCUUCCCUGGAAGAAUCGCUUUUCAAGCUUUCCGGUCAACUCUCCACCAUUUCCCGAAAUCAAAAAUACUUUCGUACCCGUGAGAAUCGUAACUUCAGCACAGUUCGUUCAACAGAGUCUCGAAUCUUCAAUUUUUCAGUUAUCGAAUCCCUUAUGAUGAUCACUAUGUCGUGCUUGCAAGUUUUUAUUGUCAGGUUCUUUUUUCAGGGUGCACGGAAAGGGUAUGUCUGA